Molecule: messenger RNA, 4778 nt
Organism: Oncorhynchus masou masou (cherry salmon)
Lineage: Eukaryota; Metazoa; Chordata; Actinopteri; Salmoniformes; Salmonidae
Product: intestinal mucin-like protein
Exons: 19
Coding region: 306-4535 (1409 amino acids)
Cellular component (GO): extracellular matrix
Molecular function (GO): protein binding
Source: RefSeq, a predicted model, not a curated record
CAACAGGUGAAGAAACAACAGGGCCAGUUGGCAUUACUUCCAAUCCCACGACUUCAACGACAACAACUGCGGAGGUAAUUACACCUACCACAGGUGGAACUACAAAAGUUGAAGAAACCACAACGGAGACAAUUCCAUCAACAUCCACAAAGCCACCAAAAGAAUUCACCACUGGGCCAACAACCACUUCCACCACUGUAAUUGUUGAAACCUCUACCUCAACACCACAGCCCACAUCAACAGGUGAAGAAACAACAGGGCCAGUUGGCAUUACUUCCAAUCCCACAACUUCAACAACAACAACCAUGGCACCCACCACAAAUGCAGAGGAAAUUACACCUACCACAGGUGGAACUACAGCAGUUGAAGAAACCACAACGGAGUCUAUUCCAUCUACAUCCACAACGCCACCUAAAGAAUUCACCACUGGCCCAACAACUACUUCCACCACUGUAAUUGUUGAAACAACACCACAGCCCACAUCAACAGGUGAAGAAACAACAGGGCCAGUUGGCAUUUCUUCCAAUCCCACGACUUCAACAACAACAACUGCGGAGGUAAUUACACCUACCACAGGUGGAACUACAAAAGUUGAAGAAACCACAACGGAGACAAUUCCAUCAACAUCCACAAAGCCACCUAAAGAAUUCACCACUGGGCCAACAACCACUUCCACCACUGUAAUUGUUGAAACCUCUACCUCAACACCACAGCCCACAUCAACAGGUGAAGAAACAACAGGGCCAGUUGGCAUUACUUCCAAUCCCACGACUUCAACGACAACAACUGCGGAGGUAGUUACACCUACCACAGGUGGAACUACAAAAGUUGAAGAAACCACAACGGAGACAAUUCCAUCAACAUCCACAAAGCCACCUAAAGAAUUCACCACUGGGCCAACAACCACUUCCACCACUGUAAUUGUUGAAACCUCUACCUCAACACCACAGCCCACAUCAACAGGUGAAGAAACAACAGGGCCAGUUGGCAUUACUUCCAAUCCCACGACUUCAACGACAACAACUGCGGAGGUAGUUACACCUACCACAGGUGGAACUACAAGGGUUGAAGAAACCACAACGGAGACAAUUCCAUCAACAUCCACAAAGCCACCAAAAGAAUUCACCACAGGCCCAACAACCACUUCUACCACUGUAAUUGUUGAAACCUCUACCUCAACACCACAGCCCACAUCAACAGGUGAAGAAACAACAGGGUCAGUUGGCAUUACUUCCAAUCCCACGACUUCAACCACAACAACUGCAGAGGUAAUUACACCUACCACAGGUGGAACUACAAAAGUUGAAGAAACCACAACGGAGACUAUUCCAUCUACAUCCACAGUGCCACCUAAAGUUGUCACCUCUGGCCCAACAACCACUUCCACCACUGUAAUUGUUGAAACGUCUACCUCAACAUCACAGUCCACAACAACAUCUGAAGAAACAACAGGGCCAGUUGGCAUUACUUCCAGUCCAAUGACUUCAACCACAACAACAAAGGCACCCACCACAAAUGCAGAGGAAAUUACACCAACCACAGGUGGAACUACAACAGUUGUAGAAACCACAACGGAGUCUAUUCCAUCUACAUCCACAACACCACCUAAAGAAUUCACCACUGGCCCAACAACCACAUCCACCACUGUAAUUGUUGAAACCUCUACCUCAACAUCCCAGUCCACAACAACAGGUGAAGAAACAACAGGGCCAGUUGGCAUUACUUCCAAUCCCACAACUUCAACGACAACAACUGCGGAGGUAAUUACACCUACCACAGGUGGAACUACAAAAGUUGAAGAAACCACAACGGAGACUAUUCCAUCUACAUCCACAAAGCCACCUAAAGUUGUCACCACUGGCCCAACUACAUCUUCUACAACUCUUAUAAUUGUAACUUCAAGUUCAACAUCACAGCCUUCAACAACAAGUACAGAAACAACAGAGCCAGUUGUCAUCACAGGCACAUUUGCAACAACAACAACUCCUUCAGCAUCGCCACAAGUGAUUAUUACACCUACAUCACAAGCAGUCACCACCAGCCAGUGCAUUUGCAAUGUUAAUGGGACACAGUAUCUACCAGGGAACCUCGUGUAUAAUGUGACCGAUGCUUCAGGGUGGUGCUUCACGGCUUACUGCAAAGCCACGUGCCAAGUCGAAGUGGAAUCAAAUCCAUGUCCUUCCUCUACACCACCCACUGUAUCACCCACAACAUCAGAAGAGACCACGACCACACCACCAACAACUCAAUCCUCGCCAGACUGCACUAGCGUUCAGCCACCAAGAAAGAAUGGAGAGUCUUGGCAGCUGAAUAGCUGUACCACAGCAGUUUGCCAGGACGGCAUUGUUGUCCAGCUACCAGUAAAAUGCAAGCCAGUGGAGCCACUACAGUGUGAGAAUGGUCGUCCACCUGUCAAGGUCUAUGAUUCAACUGGAUGCUGCUUUACAUAUGAAUGUGAAUGUGUAUGCAGUGGAUGGGGUGGAUCACACUACAUGACAUUUGAUGGAGUAUAUUACAAUUUCCAGGAGAACUGCUCAUACACCUUAGUGAAAGAAAUCAACUUCAAAUACAACCUUACCAUUAUUGUUGAUAAUCACUACUGUGGAAACACCGACAGUGGAUUCUGUCCUCAGUCCCUUAUCAUUCAUUACAAAUCCUAUGAAGUGAUUCUAACCCAACAGAGAUCUGGUGAUACAACAGAAAAUGUGGUAUAUGUCAACAGUAAACGAAUCUACCCAGCUUACAGAAUGGGUGACAUUGCUCUAACAAGUACUGGUGUGGAGGUCGUGCUGGAGAUCACUGAUCUUAAGGUUCAGGUGUCUUACAAGGGGUCAUCAUUUAGCAUCAACCUUCCUUAUUCCCUCUUCCAAAACAGCACAGAGGGCCAGUGUGGUACCUGUGAUAAUUCCCAGAAGAAUGACUGCCAGUCACCUAAUGGUCAGAUACAGAGCUGCUCAGUCGCAGCUAGCCAGUGGCUGAUUCCAAACCAGGACUGUCCAACUCCUCCAACAGCACCACCCUCUACCACCACGGCAACCCCAAGCACAUCCCCUACCCCCUGCAAGACAGUCAUUUGUGAAAUCAUGAACAGCAAGGUCUUUGAGGAAUGCCAUAAAGCGGUUUCUCCUGAUGCCUUCAUUCAGGCCUGUAGAUCAGAUGUCUGCAACAAUGCUAUUUCUAGCUGCUCUAGUCUGGAGGCGUAUGCAUCUGAAUGUGCAAAUAAAGGGAUCUGCAUUGACUGGAGGAAGUCAACCGAUGGAGAAUGUGAGCAUACAUGCCCAGCCACUAAGGUGUACAUGCCAUGUGGUCCAGCAGUUGAACCAACAUGUAAUACAAAAUAUAAUGAGAAGUAUUUGAACAACCAAACCCAAAUGACCAAUAAGACGAAGGAGGGUUGCUUCUGUCCAUCUAAAACCGUCUUGUUCAGCACCUACUCUGAUACUUGUGUGGUCUCCUGUGGCUGCACUGGACCUGAUGGCAACCCCAAAAUGCCUGGUGAUACAUGGGAGAGUGGUUGCCAGCAGUGCACCUGUGACAUGGACUCCAUGAUUGUCCAGUGCCAGCCUAUCACCUGCCCCACACCAGCCACACCCAUCUGCAAUGAGACUGGAUACAGACUGGUGAACACGACAGAAGGCUGCUGCCAGAAAUAUACAUGUGAGUGCGAUGCACUGCUUUGCCCCAAAGUCAUGAUGGACUGCCAACCAGGGUGGGAGGCAAUUAUAAGCACGUCCAUCUCAAGUUGCUGUCCAGAGUAUACCUGUGUUCCUAAGGGUGUAUGUGUCUACAAUAACAUUGAGUACCAGCCUGGUGCUGAAGUUCCUGAAGGAACUUGUGAGAAUUGUAUCUGCAGCUCGAUCAUGGAUCCUAGCACCAAGCUCAACAACAUUGUGUGCACAAAUAUCUCCUGCGACACUACAUGUUCACAGGGCUUCCAGUUUCAGGCCAUACCUGGUCAGUGUUGUGGGAAGUGUGUACAGACAAGCUGUGUGGUUACUAUGCCAGAUAAGACCAAACACACUAUUCAGGUGAACGAAACCUGGUCACCACCUGGUGACAAAUGUGUGAAGUACACAUGUGAGAAAACUGGUGGCCAAUAUAUACCAGGGGAGGUGAAGACUGUGUGCCCUGCUUUCAGCCCAGAGAACUGUGUCCCAGGCACAGAAAAGACAGACGCAAAUGGAUGCUGCAAGUCCUGCACAGAACGCAGCAAUGUCUGUGAGAUGAAGUACACCACCACUAGCAUUGUCAUCAGUGGCUGUGCGACCGCUGAGCCUGUGGAGAUCAAUUCCUGCUCAGGAAACUGUGGAACCUCUUCUAUGUACUCAGCAGAGGCGAACACCAUGAUGCACUACUGCUCCUGCUGCCAAGAGGCGACCACUAGCCAGAAAGAGGUGGAGCUGAUGUGCCCUGAUGGGUCAAAGGUCAAGCACUCCUACAUCCACGUUGAGUCGUGUGGAUGUCAUGUCACAGACUGUGAUGCAGGCACGACCACCGCCCCGGGGACAACGAGACCGCGCAGGAGGAGGCGCUAAACGUCUAGGGAGACAACAUGCACACUGACAUAGGAAUUAUCCUCAUGACAAGGAAUGUUUAAUCCAAAUUUGUUUUCUUGUUACGUUUUAAUUAAAUCUGUCAUGCCAGUGUAUUUCUACAAUCGGCAGCACUUAGCAUUAUGUUCUUAUACCUUCAUUGUAAAAUUCAUGUAUUUUCUAUGAUAAAUGUGGUGGAGAAUCUCUUUUCUCAUUUGUAGUAAUUAAUAAACAACAGCAGCAUCA